Molecule: messenger RNA, 3029 nt
Organism: Cutaneotrichosporon oleaginosum
Lineage: Eukaryota; Fungi; Basidiomycota; Tremellomycetes; Trichosporonales; Trichosporonaceae
Biological process (GO): regulation of transcription by RNA polymerase II
Cellular component (GO): mediator complex
Molecular function (GO): transcription coregulator activity
Source: RefSeq, a predicted model, not a curated record
AUUCUUUCCACAACAUCCACCAUGACCACAACCAUGAGCGUCCAGGACCUUACUGGACGCGCGUCUGCUCGUGCGAUUCCUCCGAGAAAGUGGGCGAAACUUGUGGCCGAAUGGGUCGAGCGGGAGUCACUCGAUACCGAAGCGGCAGGACCAGCCGUUGCCGCCGCGCUUCUGCACCAUCUCUCGCGUCCGCGCCCGCCCGCCCUUCUAAUCAGCUAUCUUUCUCAAGCGCUGGAAGAAGGCCUUCUUACUGCUCGAGCGUUCGCUCUCGCGCUCCUCGCCCACAUGCAACGGGACGAACCUACCCUCUCUGCCGCCUUACUAGCCUCCAUCGCGACCGCACUGUUGGGCACGCCGACGGGACUUGAUCCUACCGAGCCCUUUCCUUCGCCUAUCGCUCUGCCAACCCCAGAUGUGGGGACGAGCGCGUCCGGCGAGUCAAACGCAGUACCGGCUCUCACCUUGGUGCUACCACUCCUCCGACACUGUGUCUCUGGCCCACCUCAGCUGCUGGCCCUCGCGGCGCGGCUUACCGCGCUUAUUCCACCCCUGCCAGCACCUCCUUUUGAAGCAGGACUUGAAGCCGCGCAGCUUUCUGGCGUCUUACCAGAGGAAGUAGCGAAGCCACUCCGAGACUGCCUGACUGGCCUGAUGGCCGACCUGCCAAUGCCAGAGGCCGCGCCGCAGCCAGCCUUGUUUCAUGAUGUCCCAAUUGUCAGCGGAUUUGCUGAGCUUGACGGGGUCCCUCAACUCAGCAACCUUCCUACCACCCUACCUCUUCGCCAGAUGACCAGCUUCCUGAUCGAGUUUGCGGAGCGCGCACAAAGUUCCACUCCUAGCUCGUCGUACGCCUCCGAUCCACCCCAUCCGCCCCAGCACUUGAUCUACCUCAUUCGUCUUGGACGCGCCCUCACUUCCGAUUCGCAGGCUUACCUCCUCGCUCUCUUAGAGGCUGCCUCAAACCGGGUGAUUGCCAGCUUGAACCUCUCACCAGGCCAGGCAACCCGCGCAUACGUGUUCUUCACGGAGGAGCUGCCAGUUGCGCUGCGCUGGUGGCGCGACAACGCCGACUCCAAGUGGCCGUUUCCUUCCAAUCUCCAGAACGCAUUGGCUGGCACAUUUGCUUCGCACAACCAAGAGAUGGCGGGAUGGCACGCUUCCGUGCACGCGACCCACACGGCCAAGUCGACUCAACUCAUGGACGACGACGAAGUCGGCGGAUACUCUCCGCCCGACGGAUGGAGCAUGUUGUCUCUUGAGGCGACAACGGUUCGCCGAUAUCUCUCUCUCGGUUUGUUGGACGAAGAGCAGGCCGUCGCUCUGUCCGAAAGCGCCAAGGCUGGCCCUGUUGGCGAGUCUCUCGUAGAGCGGCUGUCUGGCGUCCAGCAGCACCAUCUCGAGGCGAUCGCAUAUUUCAUCUCGUACGCGACGGGCGCUUCGCGCCAUCUUGGCGCUGAGCUCGUCAAUGUUAUCAAGAAUGCGCCUCACAGCCGGCCGCCGGAGAAUCUAUUUCUGCGCGUGGCAGGAUCACCGCCGUUGCUCGCCUUGGUCACAGCUUAUAUCACGCCUAAGUCGUUGUUGGACUUGAUCGUGACGCAUCUCCUCGACCAUGUCGAGGACCAAUCGUCCAGAAUCGAAGACCCACAAACGAGCCUGACACACUUCGGUCCAGGGGUGGUCCUGGCCGUAGCGCUAUGUGCACAGUUUGACCUACCCCUCCCAGACUUAUUGUAUGACGGGCGGCGCGCAUCUAACAUCGCCGACCUCAGCAGUUCGGAACAGAGCCAUCUGAAUGGGUGGGUCAAGGCACUCUUUGGAUCGGACGGAAUCGACGACGAGAUCAUCUUGGCGACAUCUUCCCAAGGUUUAUGCCGUCUCGCUCCAACGAUCGUUCAGCAGGCCAUUGUGGCCACGAUGAGCGGGCAGCUAGACCUCGACACUCUUCAUUCCGGGCUUUCUUACUUCGCCCAGCCCAUUCUGAGUUGGUGUCUCGGCGGGGUGGUUGGUUGGCUCUGCGCCGAAAUCGAGCGUCAAGGGAUCCUCUCAGGCGUGCAUCUAAACGUCCUGCAGACGCUGGUCCUGGACUCGGCCUUUCCUGAGCCUCUCUUGCGGGCGAACGCGCCCGCAAUCGCACGCCUUCUUGACCCAGCCACAGGGCUGGAACCUGUGAUGCUCAGCAGUGCAUUUGACGCGGCUGGCGUUCGCGCGCGGAUCAAUGUUCUUGGCGGGCCUGACGGUGGACCUGUCGUGGUCCCAAGUGACCCUGCUGCACCUCUCGUAUCGCUUCGUGCGGAGCUGGCCAACGUACAACAUCUGGACCUUGCCCCCGCCGGCUGGGAAUCACGCCUGUACGAUAUUCUCGAUAUCUCUCUCCGCACGGCCGGUGCCCUUCCCGUUCUAGAGAGCAUUGUGUCUACAGACAUUAUCUACCCGCCAACCUUAGACAGCCCCCCAAACUCCCCAGAGGUCCAGUUCCUGGCAUUUGUUAGCGUACUAAACAUGCCGCAUGCGUGCGCCCCCCCACUCGCUGUAGCGCUCAUUGACGCCUACCUUCCCUACCUCUUCACUCAACGAUCACCCUUCGUUCCCCUCGCCGCCAUGCCCGCCCCGACGCAGACCAUGUUGUCCUCCACAACACCGGCACAUAACCCACCACCUCUACCCUUUGCGAGCCAUGCGCUGCAUCACCUCCUUCGCGGCGCGUUGCUCGCGGCUGACGCUUACACGUCUGAAGAGGGCGGGUUCGCCGACUAUCUCGCGAACCACCUAUCCGACGAGUUUGCAUGCCAGCGCGCGCGGCCAGCGUUCACGAGCCCACGCCAGAAGCGGUCCAGAGUUGGCGCGCUCGGAGUCGUGGACGCGCUCUGCCCAGAGCAGAAGGAGCUGAUCUGUGAGCUCAUAUCGCUCUUCGAGGGUGAUGAGGAGAUCCGCUCAAGGUGGCCCAACCUCACGCCGAUGAGCACAAUGGGCCCAGCGACAGGGCCAGCGUCUUAGAAAAUAUUCCACAAUGCACAUAGAUUUCUUAGUUG